This is a messenger RNA of Lycium barbarum (goji berry), 420 nucleotides long. RefSeq names its product 36.4 kDa proline-rich protein-like. Bases 1 to 420 code for a protein of 139 amino acids. The transcript has a single exon. The record is from RefSeq and is a predicted model, not a curated record. Lineage: Eukaryota; Viridiplantae; Streptophyta; Magnoliopsida; Solanales; Solanaceae.
AUGGAGUCCUCAAAGACCAACAUAACAACUCUUCUUUUCAUCUCCAUACUUCUCAUUUCUUCAUUUUCUCCAAUUCUUGGUUGUGGCCAUUGCAAAAAACACAAGAAAAAUCCCAUUGUUCCACCUGUGAAUAAUCCAUCACCACCAACAGGGUCUAGUACUUCUUGCCCCAUUGAUACUAUCAAACUUGGGGCCUGUGUGGAUCUUCUUGGUGGGCUUGUUCAUAUUGGGCUUGGUAACCCUGUUGUUAAUAAGUGUUGUCCAAUUCUUCAAGGGCUUGUGGAACUUGAAGCUGCAGUUUGUCUUUGCACAACUCUUAAGCUUAAGCUUUUGAAUCUUAACCUUUAUGUACCUUUGGCACUUCAGUUGCUUCUUACUUGUGGCAAAACUCCACCUCCUGGCUACACUUGCUCUUUGUAG